AUGAAGACAAACCUGUCGGCCUUCCUGCUGGAUUACAGGGAGAUGAAGAUGAUCAGUCCAAUUACCACCUCAGGAGCAGGGAUGCUGGAGCCGCUGCUCCCGCCACCCACUCCCAUCCACUGCUCCCGCCCACUGCUCAGCCGCUGCUCCCGCCACCCACUCCCAUCCACUGCUCCCGCCCACUGCUCAGCCGCUGCUCCCGCCACCCACUCCGCCCACUGCUCAGCCGCUGCUCCUGCCACCCACUCCCAUCCACUGCUCCGGCCCACUGCUCAGCCGCUGCUCCUGCCACCCACUCCCAUCCACUGCUCCGGCCCACUGCUCAGCCGCUGCUCCUGCCACCCACUCCCAUCCACUGCUCCCGCCCACUGCUCAGCCGCUGCUCCCGCCACCCACUCCCACCCACCGCUUCCCCCCACUGCUCAGCCGCUGCUCCCGCCACCCACUCCCAUCCACUGCUCCCGCCCACUGCUCAGCCGCUGCUCCCCGCCACCCACUCCCACCCACCGCUCCCCCCCACUGCUCAGCCGCUGCUCCCGCCACCCACUCCCACCCACCGCUCCCCCCCACUGCUCAGCCGCUGCUCCCGCCACCCACUCCCACCCACCGCUCAGCCGCUGCUCCUGCCACCCACUCCCACCCACCGCUCCCCCCCACUGCUCAGCCGCUGCUCCUGCCACCCACUCCCGCCCACUGCUCAGCCCGCUGCUCCCGCCACCCACUCCCACCCACCGCUCCCCCCCACUGCUCAGCCGCUGCUCCUGCCACCCACUCCCGCCCACUGCUCAGCCGCUGCUCCCGCCACCCACUCCCACCCACCGCUCCCCCCCCACUGCUCAGCUGCUGCUCCUGCCACCCACUCCCGCCCACUGCUCAGCCGCUGCUCCCGCCACCCACUCCCACCCACCGCUCCCCCCCACUGCUCAGCCGCUGCUCCCGCCACCCACUCCCACCCACCGCUCCCCCCCACUGCUCAGCCGCUGCUCCCGCCACCCACUCCCACCCACCGCUCCCCCCCACUGCUCAGCCGCUGCUCCCGCCACCCACUCCCACCCACCGCUCCCCCCCACUGCUCAGCCGCUGCUCCCGCCACCCACUCCCACCCACCGCUCCCCCCCACUGCUCAGCCGCUGCUCCCGCCACCCACUCCCACCCACCGCUCCCCCCCACUGCUCAGCUGCUGCUCCUGCCACCCACUCCCGCCCACUGCUCAGCCGCUGCUCCCGCCACCCACUCCCACCCACCGCUCCCGCCCACCGCUCAGCCGCUGCUCCUGCCACCCACUCCCAUCCACUGCUCCCGCCCACUGCUCAGCCCGCUGCUCCCGCCACCCACUCCCACCCACCACUCCCGCCCACUGCUCAGCCCGCUGCUCCUGCCACCCACUCCCGCCCACCACUCAGCCGCUGCUCCCGCCACCCACUCCCAUCCACUGCUCCGGCCCACCGCUCAGCCCGCUGCUCCUGCCACCCACUCCCAUCCACUGCUCUCGCACACCACUCUGUCGCUGCUCCUGCCACCCAUUCCCGUCCACUGCUCCCACCCACCGCUCAGCCGCUGCUCCCGCCACCCACUCCCACCCACCGCUCCCGCCCACCGCUCAGCCGCUGCUCCUGCCACCCACUCCCAUCCACUGCUCCCGCCCACUGCUCAGCCCGCUGCUCCCGCCCACUGCUCAGCCGCUGCUCCCCGCCACCCACUCCCACCCACCACUCCCGCCCACUGCUCAGCCGCUGCUCCUGCCACCCACUCCCGCCCACUGCUCAGCCGCUGCUCCCGCCACCCCACUCCCACCCACCACUCCCGCCCACUGCUCAGCCGCUGCUCCUGCCACCCACUCCCGCCCACCGCUCAGCCGCUGCUCCCGCCACCCACUCCCAUCCACUGCUCCGGCCCACCGCUCAGCCGCUGCUCCUGCCACCCACUCCCAUCCACUGCUCUCGCACACCACUCUGUCGCUGCUCCUGCCACCCAUUCCCGUCCACUGCUCCCACCCACCGCUCAGCCGCUGCUCCCACCUGCCACUCCCAGCUACCACUCAGCUGCUGCUCCCAUCCGCCGCUCAGCCGCUGCUCCUACAAGAAUACCCAUCUUUCUUCAAAAAACAAAAUAAUGUUUCCAUAA
Molecule: messenger RNA, 2124 nt
Organism: Brienomyrus brachyistius
Lineage: Eukaryota; Metazoa; Chordata; Actinopteri; Osteoglossiformes; Mormyridae
Exons: 3
Coding region: 1-2124 (707 amino acids)
Source: RefSeq, a predicted model, not a curated record